CUUAUCUAAGUUGAGAGUACAAAAAUCUGUACACGUAAAAUAUUUAGUUGAGUUUCAGGUUAGAAGUUGGAACUGAGACGAGACCACAGUGUCUCUCUCUAUUCCAGAACAAGAAACUAACUGAAAAUAAUAAACCAUUCUAAUAGUAUUAACAAUAAGUCUCAAUUAACUAUCUCCCUCUUCAAUGGCUGGUUUUGUUGAGGAUGGAGAGCUCGGUUAUGAAGAAGGUUUUGUUGAGGAUGGAGAGCUCGGUUUUGAAGAAGGAUUGUCUUGGCUUCCUUCCCAUGUUCUUGAUGAAGCAUUUUCUGAUACUCAUCAUCAUCUUCAGAGACAAGUGAAGCACAAGCAGCAUAAACAGCAACAUCUCCCUCGUUCUAAAUUGCCACCAGAGCCACUUCCAGGGCAAUCCAAAACUAGCCCACGGCCGCAUCAAAGACCAAAGAUCCCCAGUAAAUGGGCAUCCAGAGGAUCUGGAAUGCAAGCUAUUUUUCUAGAGUCUGGCCAGAAAUCAUGUGGGACUGGGGUUUUCUUACCGCAGAGAGGCGGCGCCAAUUUCCAACCGAGCAGAAAACCAGCUUGCUCUCCUGUCCUUCUUCCUUCCCGCGUUGUUCAAGCUCUCAACCUCAAUGUACAUGCAAUAGGCCUACAAAAGUCGCCGCGAAAAGAUUCUAAAGCUGAUAACUUAAAAGGCGGGGAUUGUAAUAACUCGGUCAAGAAUAAAAGUACUGGGAAUGAUGUGUCGACAAAAUGCGGCGUAAUCUCGCAGCAUCAGAGUUCAUCACCGGAGAUAUUUCUUCCGAAGGAAUGGACUUACUAGAUCCCAAAUAUCAAGUGUGACACUCACCAUAAAAUUCCAUAAAACCAAAAUUAAUCUCGAAAUUGAUUGAAAUGCUGCUGAUUUCUAUCUACAUUAUCAUGUAUAAUGAUCUGUAAUGUAAAUAAUAACAGCACGAAAUCGCAUUGUGAUUAAUGUUUAUCAAUGUAAUGCCAAUAUAUAUUAGUAAAAGCUUCAU
Messenger RNA from Pistacia vera, 1013 nucleotides. RefSeq lists its product as uncharacterized. The record is from RefSeq and is a predicted model, not a curated record. The transcript has 5 exons. NCBI's taxonomy places the organism in Eukaryota, Viridiplantae, Streptophyta, Magnoliopsida, Sapindales, Anacardiaceae. Bases 185 to 817 code for a protein of 210 amino acids.